Tetrapisispora phaffii CBS 4417 is the source of this 1482-nucleotide messenger RNA. It is a transcript of the gene LPD1, whose product is annotated as dihydrolipoyl dehydrogenase. Gene Ontology annotation, cellular component: oxoglutarate dehydrogenase complex; mitochondrion. Lineage: Eukaryota; Fungi; Ascomycota; Saccharomycetes; Saccharomycetales; Saccharomycetaceae. The transcript has a single exon. The coding region runs from base 1 to 1482 and encodes 493 amino acids. The record is from RefSeq and is a predicted model, not a curated record. Gene Ontology annotation, molecular function: dihydrolipoyl dehydrogenase (NADH) activity; flavin adenine dinucleotide binding.
AUGUUGAGAUCUGUUUCUAGUAAGAGAUCUUUUUCUGUUGCAUCUAGACUGUUUGCUAAUAAGAAACAUGAAGUUGUUGUUAUUGGGGGUGGUCCAGGUGGCUAUAUUGCUGCUAUUAAGGCUGCUCAACAAGGUUACGACACUGCUUGUGUCGAAAAGAGAGGCAGGUUGGGGGGUACUUGUUUAAAUGUAGGCUGUAUUCCUUCUAAGGCUCUUCUAAACAACUCUCAGUUGUUUCAUCAGAUGAAAUCAGACGCCAAGGGGAGAGGUAUUGAUAUUGAUGGAACUGUCAAUAUUAAUGUUGCUAAUUUACAAAAACAUAAAGAUACUGUAGUUAAGCAAUUGACAGGCGGUAUCGAAAUGCUGUUCAAAAAACAUAAAAUUGCUUACUAUAAGGGUGAAGGUUCUUUUGAGGACACUACUCACGUUAAAGUCAGCCCAGUUGAUGGCUUAGAGGGUUCAGUCAAAGAAGAGACAGUGUUGGAGACUGAAAAAGUCAUUGUGGCCACAGGUUCGGAAGUUACUCCUUUCCCAGGUAUCACCAUUGAUGAAGAGAGAAUUAUCUCUUCUACCGGCGCUUUGUCUUUGAAAGAAAUUCCAAAGAGAUUCACUAUCAUCGGUGGUGGUAUCAUUGGUUUGGAAAUGGCAUCAGUAUACAGUCGUUUGGGCUCCGAAGUUACAAUUGUAGAAUUCCAACCACAAAUAGGUGCCUCUAUGGACGGUGAAGUCGCAAAGGCAACUCAAAAGUUUCUAAAAAAACAAGGUAUCAAUUUUAAGUUAAGCACUAAGGUCUUAUCUGGCGUUAGAGAAGGUGAAGUUGUUAAUAUUGAAGUUGAAGCCGUUAAAGACGGUAAGAAGGAAAAGCUGCAAGCUGACGCAUUGUUGGUUGCCGUUGGUAGAAGACCAUACAUUAAAGGUUUGAAUGCUGAAAAGAUCGGUUUGGAAGUAGACAAGAGAGGAAGAUUGGUUAUCGAUGACCAAUUCAAUUCUAAACAUCCAAACAUCAAGGUUGUUGGUGAUGUUACAUUCGGUCCUAUGCUAGCACACAAGGCAGAAGAAGAAGGUGUCGCUGCUGUAGAAUAUUUUAAGACUGGCCAUGGUCACGUCAAUUACAACAAUAUUCCAUCAGUUAUGUACUCUCACCCAGAAGUCGCAUGGACUGGUCAAACUGAAGAACAAUUGAAAGAAGCUAAUAUUAAAUUUAAGGUUGGUAAAUUCCCAUUCAUUGCUAACUCAAGAGCUAAAACAAACUCGGAUACCGAAGGUUUUGUUAAGAUUUUGAUUGAUGAAAAGACUGAACGUAUACUAGGUGCUCACAUCAUCGGUCCAAAUGCUGGUGAAAUGAUCGCCGAAGCUGGUUUGGCUAUCGAAUACGGUGCAUCUGCUGAAGAUGUUGCUAGAGUUUGUCACGCUCACCCAACCUUGUCUGAAGCUUUCAAAGAAGCUGCAAUGGCUGCCUACGAUCAGCCAUUAAAUUUCUAA